Molecule: messenger RNA, 678 nt
Organism: Capsella rubella
Lineage: Eukaryota; Viridiplantae; Streptophyta; Magnoliopsida; Brassicales; Brassicaceae
Product: dirigent protein 14
Exons: 1
Coding region: 28-591 (187 amino acids)
Source: RefSeq, a predicted model, not a curated record
UCAUUUCCUACUAGAACACUCUUAACUAUGGCAAAACAAAUCACCAAACAAGUCUUCUUCUCCUUCAUCUUCUUGUCUGUCUUACUUUACCAAUCCAAUGCUGUCCCAUCUUUCCAUCGCAAAUCACUCGACCUAGCGAAACCAUGCAAGCGUUUCAUCGUCCACCUCCAUAACGUUGCUUACGAUGGUGAUAACACGGCUAACGCGACGUCAGCCGCGAUUGUGAACCCUAUAGGACUAGGAGACUUCAACUUCGGGAAGUUUAUAGUCAUGAACAACCCUGUGACAAUGGACGAGAACUAUCUCUCGAAACCGGUGGCUCGUGUUCAAGGCUUCUUCUUCUACCAUGGUAAGUCACAAUACGACACUUGGCUCUCUUGGUCCGUAGUAUUCAAUUCAACAGAACACAAAGGGCAGUUGAACAUGAUGGGUGAGAAUCCGUUUAUGGAGCCGACCAGAGACAUACCGAUCGUUGGUGGGACUGGUGACUUCAUCAUGACUCGUGGGAUCGCUACGUUCACGACCGAUCACAUUGAUGGAAACAAAUAUUUCCGUAUCAAAAUGGAUGUUAAACUCUAUGAAUGUUACUAAGAUCGUGUCUCGUGUUUGAUAUUUUUGAGUUUGAUGUUUUGUUUGUUGCAAUUUUAUUUCAUUUCUAAGUAUCGAAGUUGAUGUUGU